AUGGCUUCCGACGACAAGCAUAAGCAUCAUGAGUCUCUGGCUUUUGACCAGGAAAAUGGUUUCCAGAUUGUUGUCGAUGCAGCUGCUGAGCGAUCUUACUUGCGCAAGAUGGAUGCAUGGCUCCUUUCAUACCUGAGCGUCAUGUACUUUUUCAAUGCUGUUGACAGAAGUAACCUGGGAAAUGCCGAGACAGAUGGAAUGAGCAAAGACCUCAACUUCAAGGGCGAAGAGUUCUCACUUUUAAUUCUCCUCUUUUAUGUUCCAAAUGGUCUCUGCGAUCUCCCACUCAACCUACUUCUAAAGAGGUUCUCUGGUAGAAUCAUGUUGCCAUCCCUCAUGGUCGGCUGGGGUUCCAUGGCCUUGUUGCAAGCUGCCUGUAAGAACUUUGCAGGGAUGUUGGCCAUCCGUCUCUUGUUGGGUGCUUUCGAAGCUGGUUUCUUUGCUGGUGCUGUCUUUUAUCUUACUCUAUUUUACCAGCGUGGCGAGCUCGGCUUUCGAAUUGCCAUAUUCUUUGGUAGUGCGCUGCUUGCUAGUGCUUUCUCAGGUCUCAUCUCGUUUGGCGUCUUUCAGAUCAAGGUCUCUCACGUUCAUGGUUGGAUGUGGUUAUUCAUAAUCGAAGGUACAAUGACUGUGUGUUUGGGAGUUCUCGCAUUUUGGUGGCUUCCUGCCGACCCGCAAAGUGCCUGGUUUUUGACAGAAGAAGAGAAGCACGUUGCGAGGCAAAGAGCUCUACGCGAUGGCAGCGGAGUUAUUGGCGAAGAAUUCAAUAUCAAAGAAUGCUUCAAGUGCUGGAACAGCUGGAAAUUCGCUGUCUGGUGUGUCAUCAGCUUGACAUACCCCGUUGCCUUUUCCACCACCUCCAAUUUCCUGCCGCUUAUUAUCCGUCGUUUAGGAUAUAACACAGUCAUCACAAAUCUUCUGACUGUGCCUCCCAACGUUGCAGGAUUCCUGGUUCUUCUCGCGGUUACCUGGAGCUCCGAUCGCAACAGAGAAAGAACACUGCAUAUCGUGGGCAGCCUGUCCACAAGCCUCGUUGGCUUACUCAUCCUUGCUAUCAUUGAUGCUGAAGCGCAUAUUGCAGUGGCUUACUUCGCCUGUUUUAUGCUAUGUGCUGGGGCAUAUAUCCCGAGUUGCCUAGUUCACAGCUGGCACAACAACAACAAUCUCAGCGAGAACUCACGAGCAGCAACGACUGGUCUGCUCGUAGGUCUGGGCAACCUCGGUGGCAUUCUAUCCGCUGGAACCUUCAGAACUACUUAUGCACCUCGCUAUGCACCAACCCUGAUUGGAACAGCGGCUUGCAAUGUCACCUGCAUUGUUUUCACAUUGGGAUUGGGAUUCUGGAUGAGAAAGCAGAACCGUACCAAGAACGAGGCACAAGGUGUUGAACUAAAGGCUGAAGAUGUUGCUACUUCAGAAAUCACCCACGGUGAACAAGAUCCACGUUGGAGGUACUUUGUGUGA
Messenger RNA from Fusarium tjaetaba, 1464 nucleotides. Its product is annotated as major facilitator superfamily transporter. The record is from RefSeq and is a predicted model, not a curated record. The coding region runs from base 1 to 1464 and encodes 487 amino acids. The transcript is spliced from 5 exons. Gene Ontology annotation, molecular function: transmembrane transporter activity. Gene Ontology annotation, biological process: transmembrane transport. Gene Ontology annotation, cellular component: membrane. Lineage: Eukaryota; Fungi; Ascomycota; Sordariomycetes; Hypocreales; Nectriaceae.